AUGGUCGAGUGCAGACGAAUAUGCGCGAACCACGGCGUCAAGGCAGUGUGCAUUAUCGGCGGAGAACUAGUAUGCGUCUCCUUUGGAAAUACAAUAAAAAUAAUAAACGUAACAACUGUAGACGUGCUUCUUCAAUUUGCAGCCUCAACAAGCAGCAACAUCUACGGAUUGACAUUUCAAAGGAGGUCCAAAAAUGGAGGAAUAUUAAUUGCGCAUGGGGUGCACAAAAUUUAUUGCUAUAUGCUACAUAUUACUUCAAAUGGUAAAACCUGUGCUUUAAAACUUGUUAGUAAAUACUGCACCAACAAAUGGAUACUACGGGCAAAGUUUCUUCUCCCUACUUAUGAAAAAAUCGAUGAGAAAUAUGACGAUGGGAAUUUGAAAGGAACACGUGCCACAACGGAUAACCGCAAUGUGAUUCUUCUAUGCUUAAGCAAUGGAAGCAUUGUACUACUGCACAUUUACAAAGGAAUCAGCUCGAGGAAGUAUAAGUUCAAAGGAAUACACCUUCUGUACAGUGCAGACAUUUACAUUAAUGAGAAAAAAAAAGUCUACAAAAUUGAGGUAGCCGGAGGAACCCCUUUCAACAAAAUAUUAUUAUGGAAUUUCAAAUUGAGAAAAAAAAAAAAAACUGUAAAAUUUUGCCUUCCCAAAAAAAUCAUUUCUUUGGAACAUGCUCAAGAAUUAGCGGGACACAGAGGAAUCAUUUUUAAAGUCAAAUUUUUUAGAAAGCACAAAUAUGUGGGCUCCGUCUCGGAUGACAGAGAGGGGCGCAUAUGGCGACGGAUGCGUGUACAAGCGCAAAAGGAACACCCCGUUAUGAACACACAAAACGGAAAUGAAUUGUUCCAGCGCAACAUCGACCGCUACAACACUCAAUACCACUACAAAUGCGUUAGGGUACUAACUGGGCAUGACGCCCGCAUAUGGGACAUCGACAUGGGAAUGUUUAACAAGCAGAUUUAUUUCAUGACAUGCAGUGAAGACUCUACUUGCAUUAUCUACGACAAAGGGAAUCCCCAGAAUUACUUCCAAUUCAGCAACAAUAAUGGAAGCACCGUCAGAUGUAUAUGUUUCCACUCACCUUUGGGGGUUAUCAUUUCGGGUAGUGACAAUGGCACUAUGCAUGUCAGGUCCCUGUCCUGGGGGGUUAGCAAAAAUGGUGCCAGUACUGCUUCAUGUGGAGAUUCCCCAAAGGGGGAACAGAAUGCUGCCUCCUCCUCCACCAUUUCUGCUCCCCCGCAAGGUGUAGCUGGCCAACUGGAGCCAAAGGAGUGCACGCACGCGAGCAUUGUGCAAAUAACAAAUGGCGACAGCGCAUGCAUGGGUGGCCAUUUCCAAAAGGACCGCAUUGAUGACAUCCACAUGGCUGAGUUGAAAACGGUAAAGUGCACCAGCCACGAAAGCAUUUCCAACGAUAAUGAACGGACCUGUACAAAGCAGAGUAACCCAUGCGACCAGUUAACAAACGACUCGGGCAAGCAGUACACAUCUGCAAAGGACCUGGUGGUGCAAAACGACUCCAUCCACUUUGUAGUUGACUGCCUGGAGGAAAAACUGAAAAGGAGUAACGACUGGAUCAGGUCAGUAAACCACGUAAAUUUAUACGACAUAAUAAUAAGCACCAAUGCAGGACGCAUAUACAUCUUUAAAACGAAAGACACGAAAAACAUAGAAGUCUUGUUAAUUUAUGAAGAGGAAAAAAAAAACUACUUCUUGACGUGCCUGGCUUUUCAUGGCUUGGAUUAUAUAUGCCUCGGAUUUAGCAACGGAUUUUGCUGCUUCAUUUCUUUAAAAAAUGACAACGGUGCGACCGAGUUUAUAAAAUCGGGUGCACAGAACAAACAGCUAACUUAUUUUAAAUGCUUCGACCACCGCAUCAGUGAGAUGUGUUUGGUCCCCCUGGCAUCUGUGAAUUACGACAAGUUGAUUUCCCAUGUGGAGCAUGACAAUGUAGAAGAUGUUUUGCACGCCUGGGUCAAGAAGGAGUUAGAGACGGGGGGGGCUUCCAGUGACAACUGUCGUAGAAGCCAACACAACAAGGGUGAUCCCGCCGCAACGGACAGCUUCUACCAAAUUGUGUAUAACCACGAGGCGGACACACACCACCACAGAGGGGAUGGCGACUCGCACAAUAGACACAGCGAAGGGAAAGUAGUACACGUCCAUGCGUUAUUGCUAGCCGUUUUUGACCACACGGGAGCUGUUCAAAUAUUCAACGCACAAAAAGGUGGAAACAAAAUCGAGGUAAACAAAGUUGCGCAAACAGACAUCGACGUGAAGAAUAAAAAGUCCAAAAUCAUUUCAGUGAAUUACCUUAUGAAGCAAAAAAAAAAAAAAAUGGGUAUCAUAUUUUUCGUGGGCGAUGAAUAUGGGUGUAUCUUCAUUAUCUAUGUAAAGAUACCCAUUGAGCACAAAUCAGACCAACUCUUAUACGACUUUCCUAAUUCCUUUAUCAAGUCCAAAAAUAAAUUACGUGUUCAUAGUAACAGAAAAGUGUUUGACAUUAAGAUAAUCGAUCGGUUUGUGUACUCGUGUGGGCAAAACGGUCAAGUCCUUAAGUACCAGCUGUAUAAGGAUGCAAACGGGGUGUAUACCAUGUACAAACUGUGCUUAAUUAAAGUUGGUUAUUAUACCUCCAUUUAUAAGUUGCUUCCCAUGUCCGUUGGCAUGGAUAGGGAGGUACACGGGGGGUCCAAUGUGGGGCUCCGUGAAAAGGUGCGUGACGUGGAAAAAGUAGAACAAGAAUACCGUGGAGACAUCGCGCGACCAGACAACUCAAGUUUGCAGAGAAGCAGUACACCCACACAUGGUGCGGAGGAAAAUACACAAAACAUGUUCAUUUGCUGCUUUAAGGAUAAACAGUUCGUUCUGUACGAUUUGCGAAACCAAGUGGAGUACCUGUCCGUAGAAUGCGGUGGUUUCAGACGCCCCCUCAGCAUGUACACGAAAUUUUCUCCAGGUUUGAUAAAAGCAUUUUCCUUCUGUUUUUGCAAAGACAAGAAUGUCCAUUUUAGCGUGAAAACAUUAUGCAGCAAUCAGCAGAAGACCACCGUCCCGUAUGAGCAAAUAUACAUCAACGCAGGAUUUCACUCCAAAAAUGUUUCCUGCGUACUGUGGAUAAACAAAAAAUAUUUUUGUACAUGUUCGGAGGAUGGAACGAUAAAAAUUGUUCACUUGAAUAAGUCGUGUGCUGCAAAGUGGAAAAACAAGUGUUUCUUAAACGGGCGAAAAAAUACCAAUUGGGGGAAUAACAUGGAUAGCAGGUCGAAAGAAGAGCUAGGAGUUUAUUCCAAGGAGGACAAACAGGACGGUAGACUAUCUAGCAGGAUAAUGGACGGCACGGAUUUUUCACCCCGGAACAAGCAGUACUCUCCCUUCUCCGGUGAAUCCCUCACAAAGAGCACACGUAAAAAGUCCCCCUUCAGGAAAAGACAAAUUAACCUCCUAAAUCACAGAAUGGACAUCAUCCAAAAUGUGUAUAACCACAAUGAGCCGAUAUUUUACAUGUGCUUUUUGGAGAGCCCCUUUUACCAUUUUAAAAAAUUAAAACUGCUAACCAGCGUUGGAGCAAAAAACUCGAUCAACAUUUUUUACCUAUAUAUGGAUGCUCAAAAUACACCAAUAAUUUAUCAUGUAGAAAAGGUACGAGUGCAGAAGUUGUCCAGCGAUUUGCGUUUCCUGUCUGUUCAGGGCAGGUUCAGUGUGUUACUCACUGAUGGAAAUAAGCACCUCAUUAGGGUAGAUCUAUUCGUUGGCACAUCACUUGGGGAUAUACUUCACUAUACAGGCGACUACGAAUUUGUGUAUUAUGAGAAUAUCAUUUUUUCCAAAAUUGUGCAGCUGGCCCAUCUGGUAUGUUCAUACAAUUUAGGUAGUACCAUUUUGGCUUUAAAUUUAACGGACAUUUUUUUGAGUGAUCUUUGGCCAAACACUUGGAAGGGGGAUGCACACAGUGGGGUACACGAUGGAAAGGGCCCUCUAUCAAACUGCGUUACUCAAAAAAGGGUGCUAUUUGACAGCUGUGCAGAGGUAGAAAAACGAAACUGUUCAUGUGAGCAAUUGGGGUCACACCUGCACAUGGGAAACGAUAACGGUAAUGGCGGCAUUGAAGUUAAGGAGACGAAUGGGAAGGAAAAAGCAGAAAAAUGUGAAGGUGCAACGUGCCCUCCCAGUAACAACAUGGAAGACGCAUUUCAUCGAGUAAGCUGUUGUCCUCCGAACAAUCUGCAUGAAUCGACUGACCACCUUUUCCUAAACAAACGGAAAGGAAAUAAGAUAUUCCGGGGGAGUGUACUAUGUUGCGGAUUAAAUAACGGACAAGUUCACUUCUACCACUUUGGCACAAAGCUAGUGCCGCUACUGCAGAAGGUACAAUUGCAUCAGAAUGGAAUAAACAAAAUAUGCGUUAGGAGGAAGCAGGACACAUUAGAGGUAUUUACCUGUGGGGAUGAUCAGUCCUUAAAUGUCCUCAUAGUGAAAAUUUGUUUUCCUCCCGAAGCUUUGCUAAAUGGAAACCGUAAUCUUAUACACCUGUCAAUUGUACAAAAGAGAAGUUUUACAAACGCCCAUUUGUCCUCCAUCAGAUCCUUGACCCUCUUCUCCAAUUUCGUGGCAAGCGUAUCCUGGGAUCAGUACACCUCCAUUUGGAAGGUGAGAAGGAACAAAAAUGGAAAAAUUUUGUUAAGGAGGGAAAAGAAAAUCAAAAUGGCUGUCUAUGAUGUUUCCUGCUUAAAUUUUUACGUAAUUAGGAAAAAGACAAUAUCCAAAAUGGCAUCACCAAAUGGAGAACCUCUCCAUUGUCUACCUGGAAGAGAAAGCAAAGGGUCCAAACGUUCGUCUGUCCCACCUGGACCCUCUCGCAUUAGGAUAUAUUUAACCGUGGCUGGGUCGAAUGGAAGUUUGGAAUCCUUUUGCCUCAAUGCCCCCAUAUAG
Messenger RNA from Plasmodium fragile, 4935 nucleotides. RefSeq lists its product as uncharacterized. Gene Ontology annotation, cellular component: cytoplasm. Gene Ontology annotation, molecular function: protein binding. The coding region runs from base 1 to 4935 and encodes 1644 amino acids. The transcript has a single exon. The record is from RefSeq and is a predicted model, not a curated record. Lineage: Eukaryota; Apicomplexa; Aconoidasida; Haemosporida; Plasmodiidae. Gene Ontology annotation, biological process: tRNA methylation.